Messenger RNA from Porites lobata, 11356 nucleotides. The record is from the annotation of a GenBank genome assembly. NCBI's taxonomy places the organism in Eukaryota, Metazoa, Cnidaria, Anthozoa, Scleractinia, Poritidae.
AUGAGGGAUGUAAAAGGAUAUUUGAGUAGAAAACAGAGCGAAGGGGGACCUUUAGCAUCGGAUUGGGUUUCUCUAGGAGAGUUAUACGAAAAAAGGUGAGGUUUGUUUCUGACAGUUUGAUGAACUGAGCUGAUACACUGGGAUUGCUUAGUCAUGUCUUGUUAAGGUCUAUGUCUAGUAAUCGAGUCACAGAACACGUUUUUGGGUUUGAAAAAAACGUAACUACACAGAUCUAAAUUAUUUUUGUAAGUUGUGUUAAUAGCCUGUUUGGUAGGAGUUAUCGAGCAGGCCGCUUGCAAUGUACAUUUGCCACACUGUGACUCGUUGAGCUUUUGAUAAUAAUAGUAAGCUUACUCUGAACUGGACGCAUGUAAACUGGCCUCGGGCCUCCUUAUGAAAAAAAUUUCAAAUGAGAAAACUUCACGUAAAAAAUCUUGGCCUUCAAAGGCCACGUAUAUCGAAAUAGCAACAGUCUAUAUGUAUAAACAUAUGAAGGUCGGUGCACACUAGGCGACAAUUUACAGCAACAAGCUGCCGCGACAGAUCACUCCGUGUGUACAGGUCGCCCAAGCAAAAAGGUUAUAUGUAUGUUUAUAACUCUUUGUACAUGGAAAAGGUGUUUUUCUUACAUUUAGUUGAGCCAAUACUUGCAGCUUGUGUUAAUUAAUUAAUUGAAUUGUGUACCUUUUUUCUUAGUAUUAUAUACAAGUCAUAUUUGGGGAUUUUUCUCUUUAUAUUUUCAAUUAGCUUUGUAUUUUUAUCAACUUUUUUAAAUAUCAAUAUGCAGCAUUGAUCCUAGUUAACUUGUUUUAGAUUCUUAGCCUUCUUAAUACUUAGUCUCGGGCUUGGUAGACUUUGUAACUACACCCUGUGUAUUUGACGAUGAAUAAAUAAUCUUAUAUUAUCUUAUCUUUACUGAAAGGUCCUACAAUAUUCAGCUGUAACAGAGGCUCAUGACCAAUUAUAGGAAAAAUAAGUUUAAAAACAUGCAGUCAAAUUAUUCUCAGAGUGGACCAGGGUGGCCCAGCGUUUUCUGUAGGUGCUCUCCUCAGGGAGCAGACCUUAGUGUCCACAUUAUAGAGAUGUCCCUAUAGUAGUGGUACAGUUGAAGGAAUUGUAGAAAUUAAUUGGUGUCUUUGAGACAAGAUGAACUGUACAAUAUUAAAAGUGCCUGUAUUACUAUUGAUAUAAAUUUCUGUCUGUAAAGAUGUCUGUAGAUUUGAUCUCUUGACAGAUAUGCCAAAGUACACUUACAUAUAUGGAAUACCGUGAAAUUCUGAAAAUAAGCCACUCCAUGUAUGAAUUGCUCUAAAUAUAGGCCCCCCAAACUCAUAACGCAAAAAAACGUCUGAUAAAUUGCCCCUCCAAAUACAAGCCCCCCGGGACUCGGAAAUUGUCCUCAAAUUCAAAAUAAAACAAAGCAAAAACUGUACAGUAACACAUAAAUUUUUGCAUUUGCCAUAUUCUUAGUCCAUAUAGACAAAGUACUUGCAUGGCUGAGUUUUAGAAAGAUCUACAUCUUCAAGGCGAGUUUCAGUAAAAACUUGCUGCAAAUUACUGACAUAAAUUUCCUUCCAACUGUAAGCCUUGAGGCAUAUUUCGCUCCCAGUACAGCUGUAUAAGCCUAGCCGAUUUUGAAGUGCAAAUUUCCCUCCGUAUAUAAGCCCCUCCGAAUAUAAGCUCCUCCAAAAAUAAGCCCCUCAAAAAGGGCCUUUGAAAAAUAUAAGCCCCAGGGCUUAUUUUUGGAGUUUUACAGUAUUCACACUUCCUUUAAACAUAGGACCCUCUACCUGUUUUUUUUUAAUCCUAUUGUAUGAAAGUCUGUAAAAUAAUAUCUUUCAGGUUGUGGCAUCAACUAACUCUCAAACUUACUGAGUUUGUUAAGAAUGACUACUUUGCUCAAAAUGGAGGGCUUGUUGAGGUAACUGUCAAGAAAACAUACAGCUGUGAAAAAUGUUGUGAACAAAUGUGGCUGUUUCAGUUGGAAAUUGAGGGAAUUAUUUUACACUUGUAUUAAGCACUUGUGCAAUCCAUUGACUUGUACACUUUUUGCCAUAAAAUGACAUGUACAUGUUCAUAUCUGAUAUCAGGCUACUUCAUAAUUAAAAAAAAAAACAGAAAAAUUUCCUAAUUUGAUCACAUCACUAAGCUAAGUUUUAACUUAAAAGUGCAAUUUCUUUUCUUCCCAAAUGUUUUUCACUGCAAUGUGCCUAGAAGAUAAAUACAAUUUAAAGGGUUUCCUUGAAAUUAACGUACAAUGUAUAUGUUGUAGUUAAUUCUUUAUCUCACAUAGUUUUUAUUUUUUCUUUUGUUUAAACUUCAUUAGCAUACAUUACCAUACUCAAAAACAAAAAAAAUAAGAUAAAAGAUAAAAUUUAACUACAACAUAUACAUGAUUGUUUUUUAAGAGGUCUUCACUUACGUAUAAGUUCUAGUAUGCAAAGAAAGUACAUCUAGUGUCAGAUACACGUAACCUGGGGUUAGUGGAUUUUGCUGUCGGGCUGGUGAAUGCUGUUGUUACAUGUAACUCCCCCAAUGGGCAAGUGCAGUUUUUUGGGGAAUUCAAAUUACAGAAGAACUGUAAUCAAUAAUUUAUUCUUUUUGAAUCAAAGAUUUUGUUUUGGGCUAGUCUAAAUGACUUUUGGGAGCUACAGCUUGCCUGAAUGACAAGCUGUACAUGUACAGGUACUCCACCCUGAGUUCAAAAUACUUUGUCCUCUUUAUUCACCUGAGUAACAAGUGAAUUAAAAGUUAUGUGGACUUGUUGUAGAUUUUGUGAAAUUGUAUUAAAUGAUUUAGAUUACAGUGCACUACAUCACCUAUCUUUACUUGGGUGUAAAAGUACAUUAUCCCUCUUUUUUGUAGAUGUUUGAAAAUUUCAUCGCAGACUUUGAACACAGGUAACUUUAACUAAAUUUACUGUACAUGUAUAUGGCAAGUACAUGAAGGUCUUUUUUUUUUUAGCUCAUACAUGUAUGUACAAAUGAUUAUAUAGAAGAAAGUUCUUUGUUGGGUUUCAUGCUUACAACACUACAGCUUAGAUUUUCCCUGUGGUCAAUCUAAACACUUUCUUUUUGUAAUAUUUUCUUAUUGCAGAAUAAACAUGCUCUCCCUCAUGGAAAUUGUGUUGUACGUCAUAAAGGAAAUCAAAGGUAGUUAACAAAGUUAUCAUACAUAUUUGUAUAAAAUAAUUUUACUGGUCAAAUUUGAUUUCAAGUUAAAUUUUUUAAACUUAGGUUGACUCUCAAUUUCCAUUGUCUCUUAUGGCUAGAAGACAAAGGAAACUGAGAGUCAACCUAGGUUAAAUCAAAAUUAACCUGGAGUUAAAUUUCAACUGUAUCAUAAAUCUAAAUCACUAUUUGCUAACUGCAUAAACAGAGUUGAUAGAAAUACUUGUAGUAUUUGUAAUGAACCUUCCGUUGCAAUUUUAAUUUACAGUGUAAACAAAUGUAUGUUUAUUUCUAGAACCAGAAACUGCUCUUGAGUUCCUGGAGAGAGAAAAAGAGAAGGUUUGCACUUGUAUUGCCUAUUUUUUAAGCAUAAGUUAAAGUUAAUGUAAUUUCCCUUGGCUACAAGUCUGCGACUUACAUUGCAAAGUGUAUUUAUGUCGUGGUUCAAUUUUAUCCUUGGUUUAAAAUUUAUAAAUUUUUCUAUUGUUUCAAACUCAUUACCCUACUUUUGUAUAUUACCAUACUCAUAAACAAAAGAAAAUAAAAUUUAAAUCAAAGGUGAAAUUGAACCACAACAUAUAUAGUUGUGGCAGGCUGGUCAAAAUUACACUGUAAAUUCAGGUUAAAAUUUUUUAACCUACAUAAUGUAUGUAGAUUGAUUCUCAAAUUCCUUUGUCUCCUUGAGAUUGGACACACUCCCUUUGACUCACUAAGCAGCCAUCCAUCCAAUUAUGUACGUUUAUGUGCAGUGUAAACUUUACUUAAAUCACCAAAAGAAUUUUUCUGACAUUGUGCUUUUCUUACAGAUAAAAAAUGAUGUAGAGGCUGAAGUGCUUUGCAUGACAGCCAUUGGUAAUAUCAAACUCCAACAAGGGAACAUGGAAGAAACAAAGGUACAUGUACAUACAGUACAUUAUACUUUAUACAUUUAAUUUUUGGUUUUGAUACUUGUGAAUAAAUUAAUAGUCUACAUGUAAGUCAUAAUAAAAUAAUAUUACAUGUUUGCAUCGUAACUUUUUGUUAAGUUUUCUCAAAGCAUCUAAUUAUUUUGUACGCUGUGUGGCUCCCUAGGAAAUGUAAUUAACUCUCAGGUUUCUUCAUGUACUUCAUAAAUAACUUCAUAGCAGUUUUAUUGCUGUAUACAACCAUUGUUCUUGGUUAUUUUUAUUUUUUUUAUUUUUUUUUUUCGUAAGUGAAGUUAAUGAAACUCAGAAAACUCAAGUUAGUUCAUCUAAGGUUAUCACCAAAAGAAAUGAUAUUUUGUGGUACUGGUACAAUGUAGCUCAUACACUGUAAAUGUUUUGUGGGUGUGUGUAGUCCUGUUCAAAACCACGUUCUUAACAAAUAAGACGACUUGGAUCAAAUCAGUCUACUUCAUCUCCUAUUAAAACUUAACACAACUUUGUCUUUCUCACUUUUGCAUGAACACACAAAGCUAAUCUUAAUUACACAUUGCAAACAUGAGCAUACAUGUACAUGUACACUCUACAAUGUCAAAGUAUCUGUACUAAUCCUGAAUCCAUCCUCUCUUGUUACAUGUACAACCUAACACUCUUUUGUUUGUAGACAAUAGUGGAGCAAGCCAGAGCUGUACUAGAAACCAUUGAUGGAGUAACUACAGUCCAUGGCAGGUUUUAUGAACUGUGCAGUAACUAUCACAAAGUAAGUACAUUGAUGGGUUAAUGCUUAUUGUUUAUACAGAGUAGUUAUCUGGUCUUUUUUACUGCCAGUACUUCAACUGUCGUAUGUUUUGGGGUUCAUUUUUUGUUGUUGUUUUAAAUGUUUCAAACAGGUUUAAUUUUAUUUCUUAUUCUUAGAUUUUGGCAAAUGAGUUAAGUUUGUGGCUCACAUUGUGUAGAAUACAGGUGAUAUCAGGACAUGCUGUCAACUAAAAGUGAAAUGUCAGAUUACAAAUCCUUGUGCCAUGGCAAUAAAUUUAUUACUGUGAUUUUUCAAAAACUUUAACUCAUAAUUUCAAAAGCCAUUAGGCAUUAUGAAAUUUGAAACAAUCAUAAAAUGUCAUGGUCACAAGGUAUUUAUGCCAAAUAUCACAGAAAUCAUGCUAAAAUUUGAUUAUACUAAUACACCAAUCAAGGGUUGUAAACCAUGACCUUUUCAACCCAUUAAAAUAAAGUUUUGUUUCUAAAGAGAAUCAAAUUGCAGAAAUUUCUCAUGCAGUAGUAUAAAGUGUGAAAUGUCAGAUUACAAAUCCUUGUACCAUGGCCAAUUCACUUUAUUAAUGCAGUUUUAAAAUCCGUACUGCUCCAUAAUUUCAUUAGAAACUGACCCAUGUACAUUGUGCCCUUUAUCUUUUGUUAGAUUACUGGCUCAUAUAAUGACUACUACAGAGAUGCUCUUAGGUUCCUGGGCUGUGUAGAUAUAAAGACCAUGCCAGGUUAGUUGUACAACAUGACUUGUUAGUUUACUUUAAUGUGAACAGUCAUUAAGUGGUAGGUGGAUUUUGCAGUUAAGUAAAGGAAACUGAGUUUAAUAGUCUACAGUGUACGUGUAGUUCCAGGAAGGGUCGUUAAUAUAGAGGGCAAACAGAAAUGAAUUUGAUUUACUCAGAUCUCUAACUCUAAUCAAUAAACUUCACGGUCAUUCAAUGUUUGGCAGCCAUUCUGCAUUCUGCAAAGAACUCCUUCCAGGGGUUAAGGGGGGAAGGGGGUGUACUUGUCCAUUUGAAAAAGCUGACAAAUUAAAAGGGCCAUACAUGUAGAGUGUUCACGUGGAAAUGUAUCUUGAUAAGCAACUAAUUAAAUGAAAAGCUUAGGGCACUGCAUGGUGUCAAUCUUAACCAGUUGUGUCUGGCUAAAUGUGCAGACAUAAAAAAAUGAAUAGACUGCACAAAACAGUAAGGGGGUAAACUUGUUACAUGUAUAAUGUUAAGACCCGCAAGUUUCAAAACCAUUUUUUGUAGUUGGAUUUGUUAAAUAAAAUUCAUUGUAGAGAAGUAUGAUUAUGUCUAACUUUGGGGUUUUGUCCUAUUAAUACAUAAUACUAUAUGAAAAAUCUACAGUAAACAUUCAAAUGAUAUUUUUUUUAUGACUAUUGACCUACAUGAUAAGGUCACUAGAAGGUUACUGAAGGUUACUCACUCAGAGCAGUAGCACAGGCCUACCAAUGCCCUUUUUUGUUACCAUUUACGGUAGUCAGCAAAAUGCUGCUUGCCUGUCUGACAAAGUAUGCUAUCCUUACAGGUUGUUUCACUAACCCCAGGCUAUUAAACAAUCCUUUUGUCUCCCCCUUUACAUUGCCUUACAUUACAAUGUUUGUACAGGAGUUGGUUAUGCCUGAAUAUGAAACUUGUAACACAUUCAUUGUAUUGUUUUGUACGUGAACUCCCUUGACAUACAGUAGGAGGUUGUUGUGGUUUUCAUUGUAAAGAUGAGUAAUGAAAAAUGACUGUUUAUUGUAGCUUUUCUGGUUUAUUUAUCAGUUGCUGAAAAAGUUGAUAAAGCCCUUCACCUAUCACUGGCAGCUUUACUAGGGAAUGACAUUUAUAACUUUGGAGAGCUGGUAGGUUGCACCAUGAACAUGCAUGCACUGACGCUGUAGCGAUAAUAGCUUUUACUACUCUAUGUGUACUGUCUUGUACAUUUUAUAAUGGUUAGAAAACUAUUAUGCAAGUAAAUACAUUAAAAAAAACGUCCAUGUUCAAUAAGUAUCAUUUGUUUGUUUCUCAGUUAGCACAUCCUGUCCUGGAGUCCCUCAAAGGAACACCACAUGGGUGGCUAAUUGAAUUACUCUAUGCUUUCAACAGUGGUAUGUUUUACCCAUUUAAUACAAUGUAUAGCAGUAGCUCGUAUAUGUACACUGUAUUUCAAAUAGUUUGCACAAUGCAGCUCUUCAGCUGUCCUCAUGACAGCUUGGCAAUAACAAUAAUUAUUGAAAAUAUUUCAGCUUAAUAAAUGUACAUACCUACUAAACUGCACUGAUAUAAUCAUGAAUCACUGCUAGGUCUUAAAUAUUUUGUACCUGUACUUAUUUGGGUUAAUUUUUUCUUUGGUUUAAAUUUUAUUUUGCUUUGUUUAUUGAUUUAGUAAUGUUGAGUAUUUGAUGGUGCAUAAUUUGCGUAGAAAAAGUGAAGAUGAAAUUUAAAGUAGAAAUUAAGUUGAACCACAACACACUGUACAUGUAAUAUACAUUGACAGCGAAAAGUAAAAUUAUUGCUGGGACAGGGAUUGAAAAGUUAGGGAUAUACUUUCCAUUGCAGUCUGUGCCAUCACUUUGUACAUGAUACUAAGCUUACUGCUUGCUCCCAGAUUAAACAUUGUAUUGAAAUAUUUGUCAGAAGGGAGAGGGAAUGGAAGGAAAAUGUUAAAUAUUUUUUAAAAUUUUAUUUGUUAAGGUCAGGGAAACUUUAAGAAUAAUCAGGGAUUUUGUAUUCUGGUGUGUCUUGUUGCUAGUUACAUGUACAUGCACUCAUCUUAACCAUUCUUCCACAGGUGACUUAAGUAAAUUUGAACAGCUCAAACGUCAUUGGCAGAAACAGGUAAUUUAGACGUCAAAUACUACUACAAUUUCUAGAUAAAUGCUUUUUUGUCUGUUGUACAGUGUGUAGCAAUACACAUACCAAAAUACCAGAAUCGUUUUCAAGUGGAUUGAACAAUUGUUUUGUCAACCUAAAAUAUACCUGCUCCACUUUGCAUUAAAAUUUUUCAGUCGGUCCACUUGGACAAGCAUCAACUUUAAAUGCUCAUCAGCUCCUCAGCUAUCAUUGCAAACCUUGAAAGAAUUACACUGAACACUGAACAUUGUUAUUUUAACUUCUUAUCCUAUUUACAGCAAAGAUUCAUAAUUAUGAGUACAAUAAAACAAUAGAACAAUUAACAAACAGGUAAUUAAGAACAGAAGCUUAAAUAUUAAGUUAGGCAAGAAGUUUGAACUAUCCAAAAUGCUGUGAGGCUGAUGAAGUGGAUAGGCCAGACUAUUUACAAUUUCAAAAAGCUCAAAGAAAUAAUUCCUUUCAUUACGAUACAAAAGAUGGCUUCCUACAGUUUGAAGUUAUAUUAAUAUUGCAUAUUGUUGAGCAGACUGGCACUGUUGUAGUACUGAAAAUUACCAUAUUUUCUCUUCGACAGGCUGACUUAAACCGCAACUACAAGAGCCUGAGACAGAAGAUUAGUCUGCUCUGUUUGAUGGAGGUCUGUUAAUUUUUAUUCUGUUAUUAUUGUUGCUGUUCCUUUUGCAUUGAUACACAUACAUAGAAGAGAGGUGUCUGUUCAGAAACGAUGUUUUGCAGGGUUUCAAAGAGAAGCAAGAGCAUCUUCAAAUACCCUUGAAAUGACAUUUAUAUAUCAUCAAUUUUACUCUGUUUCUACCUGAUCACUGGUGACUGUAUCAAGUCAACGCUAUACAUUCUGGUUUUGUUGUUUCCCUUACAAAUGCCGAGCUAAAAUUGUUAGAACUGUCUCUCUUACAGCUUAACUCAUCAUUGAAUGUCUUUUUGCUUGCUUGUUUGUUUUUUUUGUUUUUCACAGUUGACGUUUAAAAGGCCAUCCAAUGACAGAAACCUGACAUUUGAAAUGAUAGCAAAAGAAGCCCAGCUGCCCCUUGAAGAGGUAAAAUAAUAGUCAAAUGUUUACAGGGCUGUCACUAAGAUUUAGGUUUCUUUAAUUAGGGACAAAAGUACAGCUGUAGAUGACACAUUUGUCUUAAACGUGCGCUUUUGUCAACGAUUUCAUUCAUUUAUCAUUUAAGUCAGCUUAAACGCUUAAUCCUUAUUGCACGCGUAUACUGCAGUCACCAAGCUUCACAGACUCGUUCAAGAGUUCUUCUAGUUUAAUAUAAGUUGUCUACUACACUUACAAAUUAUAAAUACAUCGUGCAGAUAAAUGUACAUAUACAUGUCAAUCAAUUCGUCAUAUUUUUUAUAUCUAUAUUGGCGUAAAACUUUCUUCCAUUUAUAGGAACAUAUGAUUUGUACAGUAUUGUGUAUGUUUGUUUGGCCUCUUUUAGCCCUGAUUUUAUUGUAACUUUCCUUUUUCCAACCCCAGGUUGAACUUCUUGUGAUGAAAGCUUUAUCACUUGGUUUAGUAAAAGGUAAAAAGUUGUGAUAAACAUACCAUGUACCUACAUAGAAUGUAUUCAAGGAGUAGCAGUAUAAAAAUAUAGUUUCAUUUUUUCACUUCGUAAAAAAGAUUUGAUCACGAUAUCACUCUUUGAAUUCUGAAAUAAGAUUAUAAGUGUGUACGUUUUCCACAGUAAUAUAAUUAUUUUGUAAUUUGUUAUACCCAACAAUUUACCUUCUCUUUUCUGAGGCCCGUUCACUUUACCUAAGAAAUCAAAACGCCCUUUUUAAAAGUCAAGGGACGUUAAUUUUGAAAACUUAAACUUUAUUUGAAAUAUUACAGAGAAACAAUUUGCCAAACAAAACGUGCGAUUUUUGAAAGCUAAAUUUCGGUUGAGAAUCAAAAUCUCUUUUGGAAAUAAAAAUUUUACCUAAGACAUCCAUAGCAAACACAAAACUUUAUUUGAAAAAUCGAAAAUGUCUGUUGAGAAUCAAAAUACAAUCUUUGAAAUCAAUAUUGUAUUUAUGAAAUCAAUAGGAAAACUUUAUUCGAGAGACUGGAAAUCUCAGUUAAGAAGCCAAAUCCCUUCUGGGACAUAAAAAAACAUGUUCAGUUACGAAAUGAAAAUCAGAAUUUUUGUGCGAAGUCCAACUCCAGUUUUGAAAAAUGAGAGCUUCCUUUAUGAAAUCAAGAGAUAUAUUUUAAAAAUGAAAACUUUAUUAGAGAAAUCGAAAGUUUUAGUUUUCACCAAAUCAGGCAGUGAAUAGCAAUUUUCGCGCGUUUUGAUUGGCUCCCGUAACUCGGAAUAUCCUUGGAUUUUCACUGUUUUGGAACCGGAUUGAAAAUGGCUUCUCGUUUUGCGACAGUUCCGAAAGAUGAAAUUUUAGCGGUAAAUGAAGCAGCUGCGCCAACAGAUACCAAUAAGAGACAAAAUUUGGCUUCUUGGUGUUUACUGGUCGGUAGGAGAAAAAUUUGACUGAAUUUGCAACAGUCAUGAAAAAAUGAUCCCGGAACCUUGUCAAUUGAGACGUAAACAAACUGUUACAAAGUGACCUCUUUUAUUAAGAAAAAAGUUCCUUUCUGAUUUUUAUCUAACUGAUUUGGAAAAUACUAAGACCUCGAUCUCCCUCAGGGUCGGUUCAUAGCGCCAAUAUAUCCACCACUAUUCACCUCCCCUUUGGGGGAUAGUUGUAUAUUAUUCAUCUCCCCUUCAGGGGAUAGUUGUAUACUAUUCACCUCCCCUUCGCGGGAUAGUUGUAUACUCUUCACCUCCCCUUCCGGGGAUAGUUGUAUAUUAUUCACCUCCCCUUCCGGGGACAGUUGUAUAUUAUUCACCUACCUUCCCUCCGGGGGAUAGUUGUAUAUUAUUCACCUCCCCUUUGGGGGAUAGUUUUAUACUAUUCACAUUUACAGAUGUGUAAUUUGUCCUCAGGCUCCAUUGAUGAAGUGGAGCAGAUGGUUCACAUGACUUGGGUUCAACCAAGAGUAUUGGACUUGACCCAGGUAAAUAUUGUCACAUUACACUUUAAUCAGACUCACUGGUGCAUUUAUGAAAAAUAACUGGACUUCUUUAUUUUCAGUGAUCUCUAUCGCGAUAGCUGACCUUCCUCAGUUCUGCAAAGAAAUUGUUGCGGUUUGGUGGGGGAAAUAUUGUCUAAAUGGUUCGCCUCUUACCUCCCUUUUACCAAAUACAAUGUAUAUCCCUGGGGGAAGGGGUGUGGCAAGAUUAUAAUGUACCCGUCUCAAGAGAGGGGAAAUGAAAAUCGCGGCUUUUAGCUUAUAAGUAUGCGUAUCCAUUGAAGUAGGUAGCCCAUUUCUUAUGACUUUCAUAUGCUAAGAGUGGAUUUCAAAAACAGAGGCGCUGUUCGAGAAAUGAGCCCGCGCCUUUGCGGCGGAAAUCAAGCGCACUUUGAAAAAGAGGAUAAGCCACAGCCUGUCGCAGCAGCGAAUUCGUGCGUUUUGAAGCGUUCUUCUUUCUGGUAACCAAAUGCGUCAUUAUUCAAAAGAAGGUGAGAAAGGGUUAUGGACUGAAUAAGUAGGUGUUCAUACUGUUCUUGGUCUGUCUGUUAUCUGUAGAUUGGCCAUAUGAGAGACCGUUUGUCAGAGUGGUGUGAGAAAGUCAAGACCCAAGUCUAUUCUGUUGAAGACCAAGGUCCUGAGCUGCUCGUGUAA